Molecule: messenger RNA, 2441 nt
Organism: Megachile rotundata (alfalfa leafcutting bee)
Lineage: Eukaryota; Metazoa; Arthropoda; Insecta; Hymenoptera; Megachilidae
Gene: Tpr2
Product: Tetratricopeptide repeat protein 2
Molecular function (GO): protein binding
Source: RefSeq, a predicted model, not a curated record
CCCAUCUUGAGAUCAUUACAAAUGCGUCCCUUCUGUUGGUAGUAUUAGAGGAAGUAAAGCUUUUACACAAAGAAAAUAAGGAAAUUUUGGGUAGAGUGUGUAUAUUUCGAUAUAACGAGAUUAUUAGUUUGAUAGAAAGUAUCGAAUAGUCUAUGUAUAAGACGUAACAUUUCGUUGAAUGUCAUUUUGUCUUGCGGGAAUAUUCCUACUUCAUUAUCGUAAAGGCUGCAGUAAUAAUGGCAAGUACUACGACCACUGAUAUGGAUCCUGAAAAAUCCAUUGAAGAAUUGGCAAAUAAGAAGAAUCAAGCUGCUAAGGAACUUCAUUUUCUAAACAAAUAUGAUAAAGCAUUGAUACUUUAUAGCGAACUUAUUGAACUGUGGCCAGAUAAUGCAUUAUAUUAUGCAAACAGAGCAGCAUGUUAUAUAAUGCUUGGAAAAUAUCGUGAUGCUUUAGUAAAUGCAAGGAAAAGCAUGCAGUUGGAUCCUAAAUCGUUUAAAGCAUAUGUGAGGGUCAUAAAAUGUUGUUUAAUUUUGGGGGAAAUUAUGGAGGCUGAAACUACAUUAUCAAAGUUAAUAGAACUCGAUCCUGAAAAUGAAGCAAUAUCUGGAGCAAAAUGGUCUUUGAAAAUUGUACAGCAAUUUAUAAAAGAUGCAGAAGCUGCAUAUGCUGCUAAGGAUUAUCGUAAGGUUGUGUAUUGUAUGGAUCGUUGUUGCGACAUAAGCACUUCGUGUACAAGAUUCAAGUUGACUAAAGCAGAGUGCUUAGCAUUUUUGGGAAGAUAUCAAGAUGCACAAAAUAUUGUAAAUGAUAUUUUACAUUUUGAUAAGCAAAAUGUGGAUGCUAUGUGUAUUCGAGCAGUAUGUUUGUAUUUCCAAGAUAAUAUAGACAAAGCAUUUGCAUAUUUUCAACAAAUACUCAGAUUAGCACCAGAUCAUGCAAAGACAUUAGAGAUAUAUAAGAAAGCUAAAAGCCUGAAGAAGAAAAAAGAAGAAGGAAAUGCAGCUUAUAAAAAGGAACAGUAUCAGGAAGCAUACAAAUUAUAUAGCGAAGCUUUGGCCAUAGAUCCUCAAAACAUAGUAACAAAUGCAAAACUUCAUUUUAAUAAAGCAAUAGUUGCAGCAAAGUUAGGCCGGCUAAAUGAAUCAGUAAUAGAAUGUACAGAAGCAUUAAAAUUAGAUGAAAAUUAUUUGAAAGCUCUUUUAAGAAGAGCGGCUUCGUAUAUGGAGCUCGAAGAUUAUGAAAAAGCUGUUUAUGAUCUUGAAAAAGCAUGCAAAAUAGAUAAAAGUCGCGAUAACAGACGGUUAUUAAUGGAAGCAAAAGUAGCACUGAAGAAAUCAAAGAGGAAAGAUUAUUAUAAGAUUUUAGGUAUCGAUAAGAAUGCAUCAACCGAUGAUAUCAAAAAAGCGUAUAGAAAACGAGCAAUGGUUCAUCAUCCUGAUCGACACCCCAAUGCAACUGAAGGGGAAAAGAGAGAACAAGAAAAGAAAUUUAAAGAAGUAGGCGAAGCAUAUGGGAUUCUAUCUGAUCCUAAGAAACGGUCACGUUACGAUAGUGGACACGACAUAUAUGACAUCGAAGACGGUGAUGGAGGAUUUCAAGAUAUCGAUCCAACUGCAGCGUUCCAAACGUUCUUCAACCAGAGCGAUAGCUAUCAGUUCCAUGCAUCCGAUUUUCCUGAUGGCUUUUCUUUCCAGUUUAGUUAACAGCAUUCCAACGUACAAGUUCCCAUACCACUUUAACGUCUUAAACCAUCAGAAUUUUAUUCUACUCUAUAGAUCAAUGUACUGGGUUUGUGUAUCUUCCAUUCAUAGUACAUCCCGUGUCAGCAUGUAGUAUAAAUAAUGUAAAAUCUAUUAUUAUAUAUAGUUUUAUAUAUUUAUUUAAAUAAUUGUAAAUAUGACAUAUGACAUCUUGAUAGACCUACGAUACAGACAGUAAGCACGACUGAACCUUAACGCUCGUAUAAAUGUUUUAAGUGAAAGAAAUGUUUUUGACGAAGUACAGUUACAUUGACGUAGGUACUUAUUACAUUUAAGUUAUUUUAUCUUAUUUUUACAUAAUUAAACCAUUACAUAACACGAGCCAUUAGAGAAUCGAGUUGAACUACAUAAUAUCUGCAACGAAUUCUCUGAAACUCUGCUUUGAUUCAUAUACGUGUUACGCGAUUUCUCUAUUACCAUUGGAAACCCUGUAGAAAUAUUAAUGUGUUGAAUAUUGUUAUAUUGAGCAAUAAUAAAUUCUGAAACAGCUACGGAAUUUAUCUUUCAGUCAUAGUUGGUAGUUAUUAAAAUGAAUGUAAAUUGAACUAUACUGUUUGAAAUAAUCAGAAUUUGUUAAUUCAGUAAUCCACUGUACGUUAGAUUGUACUACAAAUGUAAUAUCCAGCUAAAUGUAAUAAAUAUCGGUCAAUAAAGAUUCUGAAAGAUCCUAAAACUAAA